UAUUAUUACGCCGAAAAUUAUGUGUUAAAAAAAUCUUAACGAAACAUGGAAUGUAAAGUUAACGAUUUUUUAAACGAAAUCAAUGAAAUAGCUCCUCCGCCAUCAAAUGCAGAUCAGGACGAAGGUAUUAACCACAACAAAUUUUUGUAUAAUCAAUUAUUUUUCCUUUAAAUGGAUAUGAAUAUAAACUUAUAUUAUUUACAUAAAAACUGGAUCAAAAUUAUUUAAUUUUUUGGCGAAUGUCAUUAAUCUACAAUUAAAUAAUGAUUUUUUGAAGGUCUAGUUAGGAUUUACUAAUUUUUUUUAAUAGAACUGAGUUUUUCGAAAAAUAUGUGAUUACGUACUUAUAAGAAAUGACUGUAUAUAUGAGUGGUAAAGAACUUGAGUAAAUAUUUAUUAGUAUGGUAUAAUAACUUGGAAUAAAUGAUACGGUGUCUGUUUAAAAUAACAUUAACUUCUAGCGUGGUUAGAAAUUGGAAAUUUUCGUAACUUCUUUAAUUUUGAUUUCAAAUUUUGGAGUAUUUCUAUCAAUAUAAUUAGGAUUUUUGAAAAAAUCCGUAUGUAAAUUUCUUUAAUUACUUUUCCUAUCGUCAUGUAAAUAAAAACAAUUUUUCUGUCGCUUUUUUUGUUCUCAAUUGCGUAAAUGUAGAGUACUCCCUAUAGCAGGAACCAAGUUAAGAUAUUUUGGAAAAUGUAGCUGAAGAACAGGUUUGAGAAACCAAUAAAUCGAGCCAAAAUCAAAAUGUAGCAGAUUUGUAUGUACCGACGUUGAUGGUGUUAAAACGAAGAAAAUAUGUUGAAGAACAUCUCAAUGGCCUCAAUGGUGGAUUAAAUUUGUUAAUGUAUGGAAGCAAUGUUUCGACGAACUAACCGGUUAUCCGUAUUACUGGAACAAAAAUACUGAUGAAGUCACUUGGAAUCAGCCAAAAAGUUUUGAAAAAAACUAUAAACCUCCAUCUAAAAUCACACCUGAUAAGAACCAUAUAUUGAAUAAAGAAAUUAGACCCCCUAGUUCCAACAGUGUUCCAAAAGAUUUGAUAAAAAUAUAUUCAGUUGGAGAAACCAUGAAACAGAUGCCGAAAAAACCCGUGUCAAAAUUAGACAAAAAGCAAACGAAGAGGAAAUAUCCAAAGGGAGACGAUUCGGAUGAUGAGAAAAUUGUGUUGAUAUCAUCGUAUGGUACAGAUUCUGAAUCGGAAGAUGAUACAAAAAAAGCUAAAAAAGAUAAAAAGUCUGUCGAUUCAGACAAAUACAAUUCCGAAGAAGACGACGAUUUUGAUAUUUUAGCUAAAAUUCAAAAGAGAGCUCAAGAAUUGAAAGAACUAGGAGGAGAUAUUCCCGUCGAAGUAAAAGAAGUAGUCGAAACGUCGAAAAGAGAACUCCUGGAAGUACCGAAAAACGGUCCUUCAUUAGUCGCCAGUUAUUGUAGCGACAGCGAAGAAGAAAACGACGAAAUCAAAAAGAUAUUCCCGAAUAAUCCUGAACCGGUACAAGUUUCCCACAGCACUCUAUUCCCAAUUACCAAACCGAUAAACGUUAAGGAUUUCGUCCAAUCACAUCCUGAUUUAAAUACCGAUCGUACAUCUGACGUUGAUAAAACCGAAAUUUUCGAUGCGAAAUUAUUCAAAAGGAAAAAGAAAAUAGCCGUCCCGUUCGUUGGUCCUGUAAAAAAGGAUAAUCAGGACGGUGAAUCCAGGAAAGGAUUGGGUUACGAUAAGGAAAAUAAAUCUACGGAAAAAAAUAGUAACGGCAUGUAUCUGGGAUUUAGGAAAGGGGGCGUCGAAUUUGUAAAAUCCGACGUCUUGAAUCCUCCGGUGAAUAACGUUGAAGAAAAUUCUGUAAAUAAAUCUCAAGACGACAAAGAAACUGAGGAAAUCGAAAAUAUGUAUUCGAUCCUUAAGGACAAAUUGUUAUUCUUAAACGAAGGUCGACCAACUUUAUCUUCGGUACAAUCCAUGGUGAUACAAGCCGAGACAUUAAUGACUGCUUUAAACGAUGGGGCGUUGAAAGGAUCUUAUAUUAAAAAGUGGUUGGAAGACACGUGUUCCGAAAUGAAAAAAUUAGAAAAAGAGGCAGCUCCGACCGGUUGGGUACUACAAUGGGACAAGAUACAUAGAAGGUACUUUUAUCAAAAUAAACAAAACGGUACCAGUCAAUGGGAAUAUCCCCAACCGGAUACUAAUACCAACGACGUAGCCAUGGAUAUAUCGACUACGCCGCCUCCAGUAUUAGAUAUCGAACCGGAAGAAUUGUCACCGCCUUUACCGCCAGUUUUACGCAGUCCCAGUCCGCCGCCACCACCUAUAAUCAGUAUAGACGACGCAGCCGAAAUUCCUUUACCAAAUUACGACGUACCUUUAGACGUCGAUGCUGUCCAAUUAGUUUCUCAAAAAGUCGAAUUGAACGGUCAACCUCUACCUCCAGGCGUCGAUCCGGCUGAUGUCGCUACCGCACCUCCACAACAAACUGUACAAUUACCUCAAGAAAAAGACAGUUUGAAUUCGGCGUUGGAUUCUUUUUAUUCGGAUAUAGCUGCUAUUAGUUCGCCUUUACCUCAACCUGAAGAAGCUAAUAGGGUAACUGCUACAGUUGCACCAGUUUUGUCCGAAAUACCAGCCGAAAGUGUAAAGAAAAAGAAAAAAGUGAAGCUGAUAUCGAAUUUAGGUAUGAAGAAAAAAGGAGUGUCGCAAUUGGUGGAAAAGUGGCGGAGCGUCCAACAAGAAUAUAAGAAUUGAAUCGUCAAUUCCUUUUUUAUGUAUAUAAAUUAUUUUUAUUAUUUAAAAUAAAUUUAAAUAGUUUUUUUUUUCAAAUAUCACAACCAGUAAUUACUUUUAGAAGUUCCCUUUUAACGAUUAAGUUGUGGUAGUACAGGGUU
Messenger RNA from Diorhabda sublineata, 2875 nucleotides. Its product is annotated as formin-binding protein 4-like. Gene Ontology annotation, molecular function: protein binding. The record is from RefSeq and is a predicted model, not a curated record. The transcript is spliced from 11 exons. NCBI's taxonomy places the organism in Eukaryota, Metazoa, Arthropoda, Insecta, Coleoptera, Chrysomelidae. The coding region runs from base 1065 to 2735 and encodes 556 amino acids.